AUGGAGGGGGGAGGGGGCGGCGCGCGCUCGUUCUCUCGACGUCGACUUCCGCUUUCGGAGGGAUUGAAAAAGAGGAGGAGCAGCGCAGGCGCAGUAGAACGACAAAAGGAAGGCGGGGAAACUAACAGGGACGCUGGAGCUUCGGCUUUUAUACAGCGCAGUAAUAAGCAGGGCUCCCCUUCCGGGCAUUUGACUUCUUGGGAAAUUUUGUUGAGCAAAGCCCCUCUUGUACAAGUACCAGGAAAAUACUGCAUCUUUUCAAGAAGAAAUUUCUUCAAUAUUACUGCACCACUAGGGAACAAAAGGAAAGAAUAUUCAGAAAGAAGAAUUAUAGGGUAUUCUAUGCAAGAAAUGUAUGAAGUGGUAGCGGUUGUAAGUGAAUACAAGAACUUUGUCCCUUGGUGCAAAAAAUCAGAUGUGUUAUCCAAGCGUUCAGGAUACUGCAAAGCACAUUUAGAAGUGGGAUUUCCUCCUGUGGUGGAGAGGUACACUUCAGUUGUCACGCUAGUAAGACCUCACUUGGUUAAGGCAUCAUGCACAGAUGGCAAAUUAUUUAAUCAUCUAGAAACAGUGUGGCGUUUCAGUCCAGGAAUCCCUGGCUAUCCAAGAACAUGCACCUUGGAUUUUUCAAUCUCUUUUGAGUUUCGUUCCCUUCUACAUUCUCAUCUUGCUACUCUGUUCUUUGAUGAAGUAGUUAAGCAGAUGGUUUCUGCAUUUGAGAGAAGAGCAUCCAAGUUAUAUGGUCCAGAAACCAGCAUACCUCGAGAACUAAUGCUUCAUGAAGUGCAUCAUACAUAAAAGGAGAGAAAAAGGUUUCCUAAAACUACUUGGAUACCACACAGACAUGGGAUGCUUCUCUUAUGUGGGCUUCCAAUUAUUUGGGGACUUCUUUGGCAAUUAUGUAUAAUACUACUGUACAAAACCAUGUAAGAUGCAGGUGUACAUAAUGUAGAAGCUUCCAUCAAGUGCAAUUCCAAGGUGCUGAUAACUUGAGCUACCAGAUUUGCCUUUGUCAUCUUGCCAGCAUAUAUGAAACUCUGAAGUGUGAUAUUUCAUUGCUUUGUUUUGCAGUGUGUAAUAGUGGAAUCAAGUUUAAGUUAUUCUUUUAAGUGCAUAUUUUAAGUUAUUUUUGCUAUUAAAGCUUUAAACCUGCAGAGAACAAGUGUAUAAAAUAUGAUAGCAACUUCACUGUGUAGGAUGAAUGAAUCCUAGGUGAGGAGCUCAACAAAUAAUUUCAUAGGGGGCAGCAAUAUAGUGUUAAUAAUAGAUGGUUGAAUCUCCUGAAGUCUUAAAUAUGUAAUGAUCCAAUAACCCAAAUGCUGAGGUCUCUGAAAAAGGUUAUUUAGAGGACGUUUGGAUUUAUCUGUUUUUAUAUAUUGCUUACACAAACUGAGGUUUGUCUUGUAGUCUUGACAGAUAUACAAGCAUUUUUUAAGAGUUAAAGUCAAGACACUCAUUGAGACAACAUACUCUUACCAUUUUCUCUAGAAUUGCAAGGAUGGUGGAGCAUGUACUGACCUUCUGCAUAGAGGUCUUUUAAAUUUGUGUUUUGCUACUUUGUAGCAAUAUCAAGUCAUUCCCAGGUUUGAAUACUGAAUCUAAUGCUCAGGGGUCACUUGACCUACAUGCUAAAGACAUUUCAGGUGUACAACAUUUUCUGAAGAGCAGAACACUUCAGAAAAUGCUUUUAAGUCAUUUCUUAAGAAAAUCUUAUACCUGCCUUAUAUUGAAAGGCAAAAGAAUUUAUCAGCCUUAAAUCUAUGCAGCUGUGGCCAGGGUCGUUUCCCUCCCACAAUAAUCUCUGUAAAUUACCGUACUUCUGCAUUUUUCCAGAAGUUGGCCCACAAAGGGAAUUUCCCCAACCCUGCCUUAAAUAUCACUGAAUAGUUUUCUCUAAAGCCAUACUGAUACCUACAAAACAAGAUUAUGCUUUCUGAAUAAGAUAAUACGUUUCAUGAGUUUCAGCGAUCUUUUAUUACAGAAAGUUGUCACAUAAUUGUAUAUUUCUCUAUUUUGUACACAAUUUUUAUUGAGCCUUGCACACAAUGACUUCUGCAUUUCCUAGUGUCAGCAAGCACCAAUAAAAUCUGAUUUUAACAGAA
Molecule: messenger RNA, 2102 nt
Organism: Anolis carolinensis (green anole)
Lineage: Eukaryota; Metazoa; Chordata; Lepidosauria; Squamata; Anolidae
Gene: coq10b
Product: coenzyme Q10B
Exons: 5
Coding region: 1-798 (265 amino acids)
Biological process (GO): ubiquinone biosynthetic process; cellular respiration
Cellular component (GO): mitochondrion
Molecular function (GO): ubiquinone binding
Source: RefSeq, a predicted model, not a curated record